This is a messenger RNA of Monoraphidium neglectum, 3054 nucleotides long. RefSeq lists its product as hypothetical. Lineage: Eukaryota; Viridiplantae; Chlorophyta; Chlorophyceae; Sphaeropleales; Selenastraceae. The transcript has 3 exons. Bases 1 to 3054 code for a protein of 1017 amino acids. The record is from RefSeq and is a predicted model, not a curated record.
AUGCAGCUCUCCCAGGCUCACGUGCCUGCAGGCCUUGCGCGGCAGUACCAGCAACUGCAGCAUAGAACCCAUGACAACAAUCGCGUAGUGCUGGCUGACCUGCAGACUCGCACGAUCUUGAGAGAAUCGCUCUACUAUGCGGACAGCAGCCGCGCAGCCGCGCUGCCCCAGCCUGUAGUGCAGAUGCUGCGCAGCGCCGGCGACGCCGCGCUCAUCAAGGACUGCUGGGGGAUCUUGAAUACCACGGCGGCGUCCAUGUAUCAGACACACCAGUACGUGACAGCAACAUGUAGACUUUUCCACUCAAAGGCUUCGGAGAUCGUCACUUCCAUCCGCAAAACCAACGCGCGCGAGGACGACACCAGUGGCAGUGGGUGGGGCACGGGCGAUGCUGGCGGCAGCGACAGCAACAGAGGUGGUGACGAUGCCCCUGGCAGCCAGGCAGACGAUAUUGAUGUUCGUGGCAGGGAUAGCAGUGGCGGUGGCGGGGGCAGCGGACGUGGCAGCUACGACGGUGGCAGCAAGGAAGGGCCCAGCAACAGCGGCAGCAGGGGUAGCGGCAGCGACGGCGACGGCGACGGAUGCGACUGCGGCGCCAACAGGGCGGCAGCGCCCCUCAGCGGCAUUGACGACGGCGGCAACGCUAGCGAAAGGGCGCGCAGCGGCUCUGCCAUGGCGGUGCCCGGCGCCGCUUCUGGCGGUGCCGCUGGGUGCACCCCUACGACCGGCCUGUGUCAGGAGCUGUCGAGGCUCGAGAACGCCGCGUCUGCCCUGGCCGACUACGCCCUGGCCAACGGCGUGCUGCACCUGCGUGGCCGCGAGAUGGACGGCCUGCUGAUCUCGGUGGAGCUGUACGCGGCCCUCUAUGAGGGCCUCACUUGCAGCAACCGCGCCCGCGCCACGGCAGGCGCCGCCCUGGUGCGGCGCGCGGUGGGCUUUGCGGCGGACAACCGCCCCUGGGCCGCGCCCGUUGACCUGGCGGCCUUCCGCGACGCCGUGGAGUCCCUGACGCACUACUCGGCGGUCGUGCCCGCGGACGAUGCUGGCUGCGCGGAGCUGCGGGAGCACGCGCGCUUCUGGACACACGUCCAAAGCAUGGCGUCUCAGGCGGGCCUCAAAGCGCUGGACGCCGCGCUCGCUGACCGGCAGCAGACCAGCGCCGACGCUGAGCGGGCGCGCACCUGCGAGCUGCUGCAGCUCCCUGGCAGCGCUGAGGAGCUCUUCAGCGCCUUCUGCAGCGCCAUGGCCGCGGGGCAGGCCGCCGACGCGGCGUUCAAGGGCGGCGCAGCCGCUCGGAAAGGGACGAUGGGACUUGGCCUGGGAGGCCGGAAGUUUGCAGCAAGGGCAGCUGCCGCCGCCCAGCGCGAGCAAGCAGUGCUGCAGGCGGCCGCCGUGGAGCGGGCGCGCCUGCUUGAGGGCACCGCCACCCCGCAGCAGGAGAUGGAGCGCAUUGAGCGGCUAGCGCUCCAGCUGUGCAUCGCCGCCCGGGCGUGCGGGUCUGCGGAGACAUCCUCGCUGCACGGCGGAGCCUAUGUGCAGCGCUGCUGCGUGGAGAGGCUGUUUGAGAUGCUGCGGGGGGGCGGCGGGGCCGCCGCGGAGGCGUACGAUGCCCUAAUUGUCGCUAGGGAGCAGAUGGCCGGCAGCGGCGUCUGCCUGGGGCUUUGUUGGCACGAGAGCUGCCUCUGCCUGGGAUGCGGUCGCAGCUUGGAGCCUGGCGAGGAUGGGUUCGCGCACGUGCGCACAUGUGCGCCGCACAACUCGCUUGGAGAUCUCGGCAUUGAGGACGCGGCCGAGCGCGCCGGCAUCGCGGCCAUGGCUCACGCGGUCGAGAUGGUUCAGGGCGAGCGCGAGGCUGUCGCGGCGGCAGACUGGCUCAACUCCCAGCUGGGCGGCGGCAGCGGCGGCGGCGGCAGCAGCGGCGCCAGCGGCGGCAGCGGCGGCAGCGGCUGCGGCGGCAGCGGUGGCUGCAGUGGCUGCAGCGACAGCGGCGGCAUCGGCGGCAGCAGCGGCGGCGCCCCGGCACAGGCGCCUGCAAACGAUUGGAAGCCGCCGUUUGCGCGGCGCCAGCAGCUCGUUGCACUCAUAAAUUGCGAGCUCGCGCCUGUAGGCAAGGUGGGGGAGCGCAAGGCGCGGCAGCCCGGGAUUUUGAGCUCAAAUGGAGCUAUGCUGUACACCGUCCACAUCAACGCCUUCGACACACACCACGGCCUGUUUUUCCUGCGGCAUGCCAACCAACGUCCGGCGCCUGGCCAGUGCCACCAGCAGUGGCGCGAACACCGGGCGGCCAAACAGCAGCAGCUCUUGGAGUCGAUGGAUGGACCUGGCGCGCAUGAAGUGGCACUCGAAGCUGCAGUCGUUCUGGCGCAGAGCCGCGCGGUUGGCGUGUUUGGCUCUGGCAUUGGCCCGGGCAUGGAGGAUGUGUGUGCGCUGGGCAUGUGCCCGGCAGACAAGCGCGGCAGCCUCAGCACGUUUGACCUGCAGGCGCUGCACACGUUCCAGGCGGUAGUGCCGCCGUAUGGCAAAAUCGCCCAGAUGCCCGUGAUUGAGAACAAGGGCCUGGCCUACGCGGUGGACCUGGUCAACCCUGACCUCAGGGUGCACCUGCAUGACACGCAGAGGGCGGCAGCAGCGGCAGCAGCAACAGCGCAGCAGCAGCAGCCGGCGCAGCAGCAGGGCGCAUCCGGUGCUGCGCCGGCGCUGCCCCGCGGCGUCGCCAACAUCGGGACGCGCAGCGCGCCGCUCAACUGCCAGGGCGCAGCCGCAGCGUUGGCGUUUGUGGCGGGCCUGAGGCGCGUGUGGGCGGUCGAGCGCGGCAUCGACCUGGCCGCAGUCGACGCGGCGGACUGGGAGCAGCUGCGGCGCUUGGCGGCGCAGUACGACUUGGACGCCCAGCAGCGGGGGCGAACGCAGCUGGCGGCAGACAUGAGCGCCGCAGACGCGGCGGAGGCAGCGGCGGCGGACGCAGCGGCGGCGGCGGCGAUGGCGGCAGCAACAUCGGCGCGCAAGACGUUCCCCGUCAACAGCCCGCCGGCCAAGCGGCAGCGCAAGGAGUAG